This is a messenger RNA of Tarenaya hassleriana, 1818 nucleotides long. RefSeq names its product UDP-D-apiose/UDP-D-xylose synthase 2. Lineage: Eukaryota; Viridiplantae; Streptophyta; Magnoliopsida; Brassicales; Cleomaceae. The transcript has 8 exons. Bases 168 to 1421 code for a protein of 417 amino acids. Gene Ontology annotation, molecular function: carboxy-lyase activity. The record is from RefSeq and is a predicted model, not a curated record.
UGGUUUCCGCCAUUCCCCAAGCCCAAAAAUCUCUCGUCCUCACCAUCUGCUGCUCUUACAGCCAUUGCAUUAUUAUCCUCUAGAGAGAGGAAGCCUGCGGUCACUGAGAAUUGAAUAUCCAGAGAGAGAGCCUCUGGUUUUAGCGAUUUCAAAAAUUUCCCGAGAAAAUGGCUAACGGAUCCGGUAGAGUUGAUCUCGACGGGAGGCCGGUAAAGCCGAUCACGAUAUGCAUGAUCGGCGCCGGAGGUUUCAUCGGUUCCCACCUAUGCGAGAAGCUGAUGUCGGAGACACCGCACAAGGUGCUCGCUCUCGACGUCUACAACGACAAGAUCAAGCACUUACUCGAGCCUGAUACGCUUCCCUGGGCCGAUCGGAUCCAGUUCCAUCGUAUCAACAUCAAGCAUGAUUCCAGGCUUGAAGGACUUAUCAAGAUGGCGGAUCUGACAAUAAAUCUAGCUGCCAUCUGUACUCCUGCAGAUUACAAUACGCGUCCUCUUGACACAAUCUACAGCAAUUUCAUUGAUGCGCUCCCCGUGGUUAAGUACUGUUCAGAGAACAACAAGCGUCUCAUUCACUUUUCGACUUGUGAAGUGUAUGGAAAAACUAUUGGAAGCUUUCUUCCAAAGGAUCAUCCUCUGCGUCAGGACCCUGCUUACUAUGUUCUCAAAGAAGAUACUUCCCCCUGCAUUUUUGGUUCUAUUGAGAAGCAAAGGUGGUCAUAUGCCUGUGCAAAGCAACUGAUUGAGAGACUCGUCUAUGCCGAGGGUGCUGAGAACGCACUCCAGUUCACCAUUGUGAGACCGUUUAACUGGAUUGGACCUAGAAUGGAUUUCAUACCUGGCAUUGAUGGCCCAAGUGAGGGUGUUCCUCGGGUCCUUGCUUGCUUUAGUAACAACCUUCUACGCCGUGAGCCUCUCAAACUUGUGGAUGGUGGACAAUCCCAGAGAACUUUCAUCUACAUCAAGGAUGCAAUCGAAGCUGUCCUUUUGAUGAUUGAAAACCCGGACAGAGUCAAUGGCCAUAUCUUCAAUGUAGGCAACCCAAACAAUGAAGUUACGGUGAGGCAACUCGCUGAAAUGAUGACUGAGGUGAGCAACUCUGAAAAUCCGGAAAUCACAUCCGAUAAGAAAAGCGUUCAUAUUGCCUCAAAGAUGUUAGAAAUAUCAUGCCAGGUUUACUCGAAAGUCUGUGGAGAGCCGGCCCCCGAGAAUCCGACGAUAGAUGUUAGCUCCAAAGAAUUCUACGGGGAAGGCUAUGAUGACAGCGACAAGAGAAUCCCUGACAUGACCAUCAUAAACCGCCAGCUCGGAUGGAACCCCAAGACGUCGCUAUGGGACCUGCUGGAGUCAACGUUAACGUACCAGCACAGGACCUACGCGGAGGCAGUGAAGAAAGCAGUGUCGAAAGCUGUUGCUUCCUAAGUGGACACACACACACAGGGGGCUAAACAACCCUCCUCAUCUACCACAUUCACAAAACCCCCCAAAUGUCAACAAAGUGCUUCUUAAAAUACACGCAAAGACCAUUUUCAUAACUAUAUAUAAUUUGUUUUUUUUGGGGGGGGGGGUUGUUUUGAAGCAAAAUAGUGUAUCUUGUUUUGGUGGUUGAUUGAGUACUUUGAUAUGUUGUUCAUUAUGGUCUUCAUACACCCUGUCUGUGUUCAUCGGUGUGGGUGUGGGCUCUUUCCAUAUAUUGUAUCCUUUUGGAAGCAAAAGGUAUUGGUUGUAGUGGUAUUGAUAUUUUUUUUUGCACCUUGUAUUGUCGCUCAGUCUUUCGGGGCUGGGCAGAAAUACAGGAUCUUACCGGUAUUUAUUGAUA